Corythoichthys intestinalis (scribbled pipefish) is the source of this 6966-nucleotide messenger RNA. It is a transcript of the gene egr3, whose product is annotated as early growth response 3. Gene Ontology annotation, biological process: regulation of transcription by RNA polymerase II. The coding region runs from base 329 to 1561 and encodes 410 amino acids. The record is from RefSeq and is a predicted model, not a curated record. Gene Ontology annotation, molecular function: RNA polymerase II cis-regulatory region sequence-specific DNA binding; DNA-binding transcription factor activity, RNA polymerase II-specific. NCBI's taxonomy places the organism in Eukaryota, Metazoa, Chordata, Actinopteri, Syngnathiformes, Syngnathidae. The transcript is spliced from 2 exons.
AUGGGCAUCUACGUCACACCAAGGUCCAGCCCACUAUUAAUGCCGCCUCACUGAAGUCCCCGUCUCCAAUAGAGCAAGUACACCGCCACCACUCAUAUAAUUUUUUAGCACAGUCCACACUGGAACCACAAGCAACCCACAAAAGGCUGUCACUACUCCCGAGUCCGAACACACUACGGGACAAGGAUUCGGGAGGAGAUCAAUUUCAAUUGGGAGUCGCCGCAAACCGGAGCCGAAUCCUCGCACCUGGAGGGGGGAUAACCAGCCUAUCGCUCCGCGCACGUCGCCCAGCCUCCUUCUCACCCAUGCCGGAGUGACUCGCAGUGCUAUGACCGGGAAAGUGGCGGAGAAGCUCCCUCUUACCAUGAGCAGUUUAAUAAACAGCAUCCCCGACAGCCUGUACCCAGAAGAGGACGUUCCCACCUCGAUGAACAUUUUCACCAGCACGGAAUCUAUUAACCACUACUCGCAGAUGAACACGGAUAAUAUCAUGGAUAUAGGCAUGGGAAGCGAGAAAGCCGGUGCGGAGAUUCAGUACGGGUCAAGUUUCCAGUCCAACCGGAGCGGACAGACGGUCACGUACCUGGGAAAGUUCGCAUUCGACACGCCGCCCUCGGGUGGCAUCGGCGGCUCCGGCUGGUGUUCCGACAACAACAUCAUCAGCCUGGUCAGCGCGGGGAUCCUGGGCGUCUCUCCGUCGCCCGGCACGGUAAGCGCCCAGACGCCAUCCUCUGCGGCCGGUAUGGGAGGACAAAACUCAGACAUGGAGCAGGUGUACGGCCCGCCGCUACCCGCUUACUCCACCUGCGGCGACCUGUACCAGGACCAGGUGUCCUUCCACCACAGUCCCGCCACCAGCACUGCUCUAGCUUACCCCGCGAACGACUACCACUCCACGUCGAAAGCCUCCAUGGAUGGCAGCCUUUUCUCCAUGAUCCCCGAUUACAACCUCUUCCAUCACCAAGGGGAAGUCAGCGUGAUGGAGCACAAGCCGUUUCAGACUAUGGACCCCAUCCGGGUCAACCCGCCGCCCAUCACGCCCCUGGAAACAAUUCGAGCGUUUAAGGACAAACAGCAGAUUCACCCGGGGUUCAUCGGCGGGCAGCAGCACGCUCCGCCCCACCACGCUCCCCCGCAGACUCUGACACUGAAACCCAUCCGACCGCGAAAGUACCCCAACCGCCCUAGUAAAACGCCCGUCCACGAACGUCCACACGCGUGCCCGGCGGAGAACUGCGACCGGCGCUUCUCGCGCUCGGACGAGCUGACACGGCACUUGCGCAUCCACACGGGCCACAAGCCCUUCCAGUGCAGAAUAUGCAUGCGCUCCUUCAGCCGCAGCGACCACCUCACCACGCACAUCCGCACGCACACCGGCGAGAAGCCCUUUUCCUGCGAGUUCUGCGGGCGCAAGUUCGCCCGCAGCGACGAGAGAAAGAGACACGCGAAAGUUCACCUGAAACAGAAGGACAAGAAACCGUCGGACAAAGGAAACGGUGGGGUCGGAACCCACGGUUCUCCACCCAAUUCCUGCGGGGGGCCCACCAUGGGGCCCUCGUGACCGAAGUCCGCCCCGGACUUCGACUCGGGACAAUGGGGCCGCGUCUGUAACCAGAAAAUCAACAGGUGACUCUUCCGUCUGUUUUCGAGAUGGAUGCCGCCGCUCGAAACAAGAAGCUGCCGUGCCGACGGAAGAGAAUCUAUCACAUUCCGUCCAAAAGGCCGCCGCCACUUUUGUACAUUUCUUAACUGAGAGCAAGCCAGAAUCUAUCGAAACAGACAAAUUAAAUAAUGAGAGGAGCAGAGUGAAAGGGUGAGUCGUCUGGGAUGUAUGCAUUUAUUUUACUAGGCUGUUAAAAAGUGCAAUUGGUUGUGUUUGCGUACUGUCAUGGACACCUUAUUAGUGGCACUCGUCUAUUUUUUGUUACAGUGUGUUGUUUUUUUCCUUCUUUUUUUAUAUUUGAAUGUUGUUUUCGCCAAUGAAUGUGCCAAAUGUAUUGUGGUAACUCAGCCAACCUUGUUGUUCUUAUUAUUGUGCCUGAUAUUUGCCAAACAUAACAAGAGUGAGCUCAAAGAAAAGGCCAGAUUCUAAACUGUUUGACUAAAUCUAAAUAUCCAUUGUUACAUGGCUGCAUGCCAAUAAUACUAUGUAAAGAAAAUCAGUUUUAACUCAUUAGCUGCCGUUGACAGGCAUAGACGUCCAAUCCAGUUGAACAAGGACCCUCCAGGUUCAAACGGAUUGGCCGUCUACUAGUGACAAACUCGUUUAAAUUCACAGCAGAACAAUGAAAAGAGCCACAUGAGUGGACCCCUAUCAUCAAUGGCACUGAAAGAAUGAAAAAGUCUCUUGCUUUUGUACCGUAUUCAAAGUUAUGCACUCAAUUGUGCACGUCACGAUGCACAAUAUGUAAAUACAAAAAUAUCUGCAUCAAUUAAACGAGAACCUUUGGACCGAAUGCUUGUGGAGGAUAUGUUUAAAGCAUUAAAACUCUAUGAAAUAAGAUUUGAUUGGAGCAUUUUCAACAUCCCGAAAGUGCUAAACUCUCUUGAACUGCUGCAUAAAGCCAACAUUUUUUUCUGAAGUGGUUUUAUCUUGACCAUUGUGCUGAAAGGAGGUGAAAACACACAUCACGUCUUCUUAAAAAUGCGUUUUAACCGCUCGACAAUAAUCUCAGAUGCUGCAGUUCCUUCCAAAAGCUGACCUUUGUCUUCAACUUAUGUUACAAAACUAAAUCGGCGUACUCCGAACUUAUCUUCGAUACAAGAGAUAUGAACUUAUUUCAUUACUCUCAAUGUGCAUUUUGGGACUAAUAACUACAUUCAUGUGGCAAGACUGUUUCUCAUUUGAUUUUAUUAGUAUCCUUACUUCCAGAACUUUAUUGAUGAUAUAAUUAUGUUAUCAAGAACCAUCAAGUUUGACUGGUGGAGAUCCCCCCCUGUCCCCCAAGGAUUUGGUUGUGCUUGAGUUGUUAAAUGACAGUAUGUGAUGAAAAAUGAAUAGUGGACAAGCGCAAAGGCUGAAAGGAGUGUUCUAACAGAGAACACGUUGUAGUAGAAGCGUCACUCUCUGCUGGAACAACCAGUUUUCGCUGCUGAGCUUCCUGGCGAGUGUCCACUGACUUUCCAAUUAUUUUGGCCUCACAGGGUCUUUUCUCAACUCAUCUACAUGGAUAAAUGAACAAGCAUCCAGAGAAUUGAGAGCAAACUAUACAUAAAAUAGAAAAAAUAUAAAAAAUGGCGCACUUUAAAACUUUUUUUUUGUGUGUGUUUGUUUUAAAUCGCAUCUGAUUGCUUGUGAGAUUUCCUGGAAAAAAACGUCAUGUAGCAGCUAUUUCCAUGCAGUAAAGCACAAAGCAAUAUAGUCUAUAAUGUGGUUGGAUAGAGGAAUUAUUUAUGUUAAAUGUAAUAUCAAUGUUGAAAAGUGUAACAUUAGCCCGUGAUUAUGAAGCAGGGGUGGGGAAGAUUUUUUUUUUUUUUCCGUUUCAACUAAAUUCAUGAGACUAUUUACAAUGAUAUAAGGCGGAAAACAUUCAGGUGACUUGAAGUUCCACUCUGAGAUGACCAUUUGGCCAAAUUUCAAAAUUGUCCUAUAUGCAUGUGUGACACAUCAUUGGAAAGCUUAAAAUCUCAAUUUUCUGGGGGACGAAAUAUUUUCAACAGGAGGGCAUUAAAAAAAAAAAAAAAAAUUAAACAGCGAAACCCUAACUGGAAGUGAGAUCAUGAAAGAGCAUAAUUAAAGACGCCAUGAUUUUAUCGAGAUAUUUUCACGUACUUACCUUGUUUCGAUCCAAAAACUCCGUGUAGCAUGUCUCACCUAGUGUCAAUACAGCUGUGAAUAGCCACAGCCGGACUUUGGAGGGAUUUUAUGGGUGAAACACGGUAAUAUAACAAGGGUCGCAACGCGAAAGUCACAGACAAAAAGGAGUGGUCGAGAUUUUCUUUUUCAAAUAUUGACCCUUUUAAAGAUUUUUUUUUCCAAUUUUUCUUGGUUUGGAUCGAUUAUCAUCUACAAUAUCGGGGAAAAUGCGACAGUAACAAAAAAAUACAAUUAAGUGAUAGUUAUGAGGUAGAUAUCCGUGAACUAUUUACAGACACUUUUUUCAUUGUGACGUAAAAUGUUUAAAAAUUUAAAAUGUACAAGUGAAUAAUUUUAUAAUGUCGUUUUUUUUUUUAACUAAAUUUUAGACAUCAAUUAAUGAUUCUAAGCUAAAAAUGAUAGAAAAUUUCGAAUAAUAAAUGUAAUUCUUUUUAUGGCUGGGUGGAAACAAAAGCGGUUGCGCGGUGUCUGUAAACGGGGGUCUCCAGGGUAAAACGGACAAUUUAAAAAUAGUUUGGGGGCUUAAUGCGCUAUGAAACUGCUAUGGCAGCAUAUAGACAUAUUGUUCUGUCAAACACAACAGUUCUUUUGGCUUAAAAUACAGCACUUUAUUUUAUAGAGGGGUGCAACUGCUUUUUCAGCCAUGUCUAUGUUUUCCGCCAUAAGCAUUUUCGGAUUAAAUGUUUUGAAACUUUUGAAGUCAUUCACUGCCAUUGACAGUGAUAGCCGUCAAAUCCAUUUAAACUGAGAUGUCUGAAAUGAAUAAAAACAGGUCUCGCACUCUGUUUAUGUCCCCCACUAACACUCAAAAUAUGUUUUUUUAGUCAAUUCAAUCAUAUUUAAGUCACUGCAAAUCAUUUUUACAAUAUUUAAGUCAUUGCCUGCCAUUGAUAAUGAUAGACGUCCAAUUAAUUUCAACUAGCGAUCAAAUGACCGUGAUAGACUGGUGUGACUGCAUCUACGCGAAGAACCCCACAGAGUUCCAGCUCAUUUGGUCGAGAUGAAGUAAAAUCAUUUCGGCAUCUUGUGUCACUCUUGGAUUUAGUAAUAUUAACACAUGAAUAUUUUUCCAGCAUUAACUUAUAGGCUGCCAUUGAUGGCAAUGGGCGUGCAGUCCAUUUUGACUUGGAUGGUUGCCAGCGAGUUACUGUCAGUCCCAGUCAAAAUGGAUUGGACGUCUAGCACCAUCAAUUAAAGCUAAUAGGUUAAUUUAUGAAAUGAUGUUAAACAGUAACAAAAGUAGGAAGAUUUUUUUUUUCUUUUUCUAGAUAGAUAGAUAGCUUUGAUUAAAAGACUCGAGGUCCAGAUUGCAACCACACAAGGAAAAGAUUAAAAAAAAUAAUAAAUAAUAAUAAAAAGCGAACUAUCGUAUUUUUCGGACUACAAGCCGCUACUUUUUUCUCACCGUUUCUACCCUACGGCUUUUAUAAGGAAGCAUCUUAUUCAUGGAUUUUUUUUUUUUUUUUUGACAAAUGAGCUUCAUAUUUUCUUCUGAAAAAUAUUGGAUGAUUAGACAUUUAUCAAAAUUUUGCCAUGACAUAGCUUUCAGCCUCUAUACUAGUACCAAUAAAGCUUGCCAGAAACUCGUCAGACUUACUCAAAAACACAGAAUUGUAUAUAUGGCUCCUUCUGACACUAUAUGCAGCUACAAAAGAACAAUUAUGAAUGGAUGGGCAUCCACUAUUUGCAACGACAAGAGAACGCAAUGCUAGCAUUGAUUAGCCGUUUUCAACGGGCGUUAGGCGGACUUUAUUGCCCCAGUAUGCUAAAACAAAGUUGCUAUAUAAGAGCUAAUGCUAGAUGUUAACUGCUUAUAAGAGGAUUUCAUCCACUUCAAGUUUAAAAGGCAAAUUACAGUGGAUUAUGUAUCUUUUCAAAUGUAGUGAACCGUUUUUUUUUUUUUUUAGUUUAGUUUAGUUUUUAAGCUUUCAGACAACAAUGGUGAUGUUGAUGCAUGUUUUUCUGGUUUAUAAAUAUAUUUUUGAUCAAUCAAAUAUUUCUGUGUAACAUCAACGUAAAUAUCCAAUGUUAAGAUAUGGACACCUGUGGCUUACAGUCAAAUACGACAUAUAUGUUGAUGUAUUUCUAAGAUUUUGUGUAAUCUGGCCGUUGCGGUUUUCAUCAGGUGCGCUUUAUAGUCUAGAGAUUACAAUAUAGUGGUACAGCACUGGAUCUCCUAUUCACCCACUUUUAAAAAGCACCUAUACCAGUGCUUCCAGAACCGUGACAAGAACUGCAAAAUGUUGGUCAGGCCCAAGACUAUCACAUGUUUAGGGCUAUUCAAACGACCAAUAAAAUUAAACAUCAACAUCCUUAAAACACACUGGAGAGUAUUCACCCGAGCAGCUACAAACAUGUCCGAGGCGCUGCUUUUUAUUAGAAUAUGCCAGAAUUACUUUCUGGUCAAUGUAAAAACAGUUCAUGUUUUUUCAGUGGCAGUCAAUGAAUUAAUAAUUUGUUUUCGAGUUUGCAAUGUCUAAAUCAGGGGUGAUCGUGGUGAGCGUAGUAGACAUCAAAUAGUCCACAAAAAAAAAAAAAAAAAAAAAAAAAAAAAAAAAAAAAUCAAUUAUUCAAAAAAGUACAAGUGAUCCAAUCUUCUAAAUCACAGAUGUCAAACUCAAGGCCUCGGGGGCUGAUUGGGCCCACCACGUUAUUUUGUGUGUCCCAUGAAAGUAAAUGAUGCGCACUGACUUUGUUUUCUUGCUAAAAUAACAUUUCAAAAUUUAAAGAAAAUUAAUGAAUGGUGGAAAAUGAGAAAAUAUUUACACAUGUUCUUCCUUUAAAAAAACCCAAAACAAAGUAAAACAUUUUUCUUGAAUUCAAAAUAAAAUCUUUGGUUUUAAGAGGCACAAAAAUAAGGAUUUGAACAAUUUUUAGGUCUCUACACAUUUCAUCUUUGGCUAACAAAGUCACUUUGGCUAACACUGACAAACUGACAUUAGCCUGAGCUAUGCUAGCUUGUUCUAUAGUGAUUGAUUUAUUUAAAAAGGACACCAAAAACAGGUUCGCAUAAACACUUAACUCAUUCACUGCCAUUAACAGCAAUAGACGUCCAAUAACAGACAUUCUAGCUCAAAAGGAUUUAAAGUCUAUUACUGAUAACAGCCAUAAAUGAGCAGUGUUGUUAAUCUUACUGAAAAAAAGUAAUU